Messenger RNA from Peronospora matthiolae, 720 nucleotides. The record is from the annotation of a GenBank genome assembly. NCBI's taxonomy places the organism in Eukaryota, Oomycota, Peronosporomycetes, Peronosporales, Peronosporaceae.
AUGGUUUCCAAAACCACGCGAGAUGCUACUGCAGCAGCAAGAAGAGCGGCUGCACGCACGCGUGCGGCCGCGGAAAGCGCCUCUCACACCUCUCCAGCGGGUGAUUCUACACCUGCUGCUGUGAACAGUCCACGUGGUGAGUCACCACGUGCGACAGGUAAAUCCGCUGCGUCUGCAGCGGGUUGUGCGAAUCGUAAUUCGGAUGAGUUUGAGAUAGAGCUCAUCUAUUCUGGCGAGUCGGAUGAUGCAUCCGACUCGAAGUCGACUCCUCACGCCUCCGGAUCACCCUGGGCGGACACUGCAAGAGCCAGGUUGACUAGCUCUGGUCAACGCGGCGGCAUAUUGACCGAGAUCUUCGGAUCGAGUGAUUAUUCCGAUGAAUCUCCGCCUCACGCAAGUCCGUCUAACGAUAGGAUGCGUGAGGAUGGUGGUGGUGCACCUAUGCAUCACCACGAGCGGAGUAAUUCAAGGGUUCGGGGUAACACUGGUGCCAGUGCUCGUGCUGGCACCAAUCAAGAGGCCAGGGACCGAAAUGUCCUGCGCCACGCUCCUCAAGUGGGGUAUCCGCUAAUGCCGUCAUCCAGAGAGUUGGACCGGUUGUUCGGCAUGACUACCGAACGAGAUCAAAUCCCUUUGUUCGAUUGCAGGAAGAUUUGUCCACCUGAUUCCAGCACGGAAAGAAUCCGUGCUGAGGAAGAGUUUUUCACUGAUGCGUUUUAA